UAAGCGUUCAAGUCAAACGGUUUUGUUUUAUAAAAAUGGAUUUUAUUCCAAAAGAUAAGUUUUACGAGUUAAGACCUGAUACAUUGCAGUAUGUUCGUAAACUCUUUGAUCUGGAUAAACCAGGAACCAUGAAGGAGUCAGUUAAAAUAUUGAAUGAGUGGGUCCAAAAACAGCAACAUUUUAAUAAGAAGGAUUUCACUGACCAUUAUUUGGAGAUGACAAUCAUACUUUCCAAGGGAUCAAUAGAGCGUGCUAAAAGACAAUUGGAUCAACUUUGCACCAUGAGGACGUUGUGGCCGGAAUUUUUCGGUGCAUUCAAAUUGAGAAACGAAUUUGACCGUUUCUUUGCAGUUUGCCAAACUAUGAUGUUGCCUAAAUUAACAGAAGACCACUGCAGGACAUUCGUUACAAAAUUUUAUAAGACUGAUGAGGACUUACAGAUGUAUUUUUAUCGGCACAACGUUGUUUUAGGAGAAUAUUUGAAAGCUCACGAUUAUUUUUCUGGAUUAAUUGUGGUCAUCGAUUUUGUGGAAGCCGACCUACUGACUUAUUUGAAAACAGCUAAUUUAGUUCAGUUCAAGCAAGCCAUGGCCAUAUGUUUUGAUGGCUACAAACCAAGCGUCAAAGGAAUUCACAUAAUAUCGCAAUCGAAGUUCAUAGAUGGUUUGGUGACGUUGGUAAAACAAGUGGUUAGCGCUAAGGUAGCUGCGCGCAUCAAAAUACAUAAAAAUCAUGAAAGCCUUCACGAUUUCAUUCCGAAAGCCAUACUUCCGAAAGACUACGGUGGUGAGGAACGUUCGCUGAAAAUUCUUCAAGACGAAUUGAUCGACUUGCUUUCGUCGAAGGAGCACUUGGAUUACUUAGAAGGAAUGAACGCAGCGACAACCAAGGAAUCCUGUCGACGAAAAGAUGAGUUUUCGGAACAUUAUGCUGGAAUGCCCGGCUCUUUUCGUUACUUGAGUGUUGACUAGAAAAUGAAAUAAAAAAAAAAAAAAAAAAUGAAUUCUCAGAACGUGGUAUUAUUAAAC
Bicyclus anynana (squinting bush brown) is the source of this 1028-nucleotide messenger RNA. RefSeq names its product alpha-tocopherol transfer protein-like. NCBI's taxonomy places the organism in Eukaryota, Metazoa, Arthropoda, Insecta, Lepidoptera, Nymphalidae. Gene Ontology annotation, molecular function: phosphatidylinositol bisphosphate binding. The transcript has 6 exons. Gene Ontology annotation, cellular component: membrane. The record is from RefSeq and is a predicted model, not a curated record. The coding region runs from base 36 to 971 and encodes 311 amino acids.